ACACACAUCAUCUGCCUUGGGGGGGGGGGAGGAGAGGAGGGAGGGUCACAGUGUGAAAGUCCCAAAAGGGUGAUGUCCCUGCUCAAAUCAUCAGGACCAUGGAGACAAUGUCCACUUUCUAUUGACACCCAGCCUCACAGGACUCCUCAAUGCACAUGUUCUGCUGAGGAACAGUGCUUUGCCUUCUGUGCAUAUUUCAGCUCUGGUCCCAGGAAGCUUGGAGUGCUAACUGGUAAGGACAGUGCGGUGGGGGACAUUUACUGAAGGAAAUCCACAAGAUGUGCUGAUAAAUAGUAAAUAGCUACUCAAGUGGCUGAGACUUUUACCAGCAGCAGCAGCAGUGCAAUUCUGCCCAGGACACUCAGCUAGGUGUGUGUAUGGAGGGGGAGAACCUGCGUCUAAAGAGAUAUCUGAAGACAAAGUUUUACACAGUGACAAAACAAACAAACAGAAUGGAGACAGAGAGACAUAAAGAGGAUUAAUUACCUCCUUGCAAGAGGGAAAUGCAAAAUGACACCAUGAAUCAGAGAAAGAGGCACAAAAAGGAACAGAAGGAAAAAGGAGAAAAUUGAGCAAAACAGGUUCCAAAAUGUCAAGAAUACAAAGUGAUUCGACAAACUGCAUGAAGUGCAAGUGGGUAGGAAAGGGACCGAUCAGGGGGUUCCGUACUCCUGAGAGAAAUUUGAAAUAUCCUGACUAGGCCCACAGAGGGGCUAUAAAGGGCACAUUCUUUGCUCUGAGAACAUGUGAGUAGCUUAUCUAGGCUCCUGGACUCUGCCUGUUCCCAAAGUACUGUUCUGAUUUUCAUGCAUUUCUCCAGUGUCCCACAGCAGCAGCUUGCAGGAUAUAACUAGACACAAAAAUGGGUCUCUCAUGGUCUUGCAACUACAGAUCAAAUUCAUACCUGGUGGACUUUGGAGUGGGAGAUGGAUUUGGCAUUGUGAGAUUUCCUAGAGGGCAAACUUGUAAGUGUGGCAACUCCAUCCUUGUGUUUUGGUCAGUAUAAAUUGCUGACAGCUGGGGAAGUGGGUUUUCACCAUUAGAGUCCUUUGGACAGAGUGUUCUGGAGCUAAACAGAAUUACCAGGGCAACACAGAACUUUAUUUUAUGAGGCUGGCUCUCAAUAUAUAAUUUAUUGGCACAUAGCAGGAUUUGGUUCUAACAAUCCUGGUGGAUUUGUGUCCUGUUGGGACAGUUCUUGGAUGCUUUAGUCAUUUCCUACACCAGUUAAGGUAGCUACAGGAUUUAUUGCUGUUAAGAUUUCAGCCAGUGCCCUCUCUCUAGGGAUAUUCUGGAUUUUGUUUUGGUUACAGUUUCCUGUAGUCCAGGGCCUGGAGUGCAGCCUCCAGCUGCCACUAAGAUUAAAUCAGCUGGAGCCAGCUGAGAUUACCAAGGAAGCAACAGUACUGGGAAAGCUGCAGUCAGUGUUCUGAGCUGUGCUCAUAGGAGCGAGGGACAGAAAUCUCCAUCAGUGGGCCAUCUAUCAUAGCAACAGAGCAGUGCAUGUAUCUAUGGAGCCAAGUCGGCGACAGCAACUCCCUCCAGAAAAUAAUGAAGUAACAUUGAAAUAGGCAAUACAGUUUGGAUCAGAAACAACAGGGGAGCCAGUGUGAUUUUAGCAAGGAGAAGAAAAGCCAGGAAAUCAUAAAAUAAACAAAAUUAAGCUGCAAACAGGCCUCUCUCCCAGCUCUGGUUUCUCCUCCUGCUAUGACAAUGCUCAUUUUAGCGGUGACAUCACAUUGUAAUGUCAUAGUGUCUUUUGUGAUGUAGAGAGCACGAGUUUGUGGGACCUGAGCCUGAGCUCUAUGAUGGAUCUUUUGGUCCAAGACACUCACAGGAGACUCCAUAACUGCAUAUUGAAAUGGGAGCAGGUUAUUUAGUAUUGCAAUGAGUUUAUGUAACAGAUUUCUUACAGAAAGUGUUGGUGUAGAGGCCGAGAAACCUUUUCCUUACCUUGGCUUGUCUAUAGUCCAUUUAUAAACACAUUGUGGGGAGGCAGAGAAAGAUUGAGAGACACACGCAGAGGGUGUGUUAGAGUUUCCAGGCUUGGCCAUGUUGGAAGGAACAGAGCCACAGAGAAAAGGGCAAAUUAACUGAUCCCACCCUGGAAAGGCUCUGAGUUAAGCCGUACUAGUGCCCAUUCAGCUGAAUGUUUUGCUGACACCUGGCAACAGCAAGAGGGAUCGGAAUAAUACCACAUGAAUGCUCUAGCAAUCACAACUAACCAAGACACUGAUCACAAAUACUGAGAAUUGCAUGCUGCGAUCAAUCCACACAGGGCAAGUAUUCACCAACAAAGCGGCUGCUGCUGCGCCUGCUGCAGAGUGACUGAACCUGGGGGAGGGGGAGCGAGGAGGCUGGUCCUGACAGCCACGGAGGAGAGGAAAGUGGUGAGAAGAAGGAAGAGGAGCACAAGCAAGAGAGCCACACUGUGCGGAGAGGAGCCAGGCCCAGCUGUAGCCAGGUGAAGGACGGAGGACCCAUCCAGCAGGCAGGGUGAUGCUGUUUUUCCUGCUCCACGGGACAUUGAUCGUUCCCUCUCCUGUCCAGCAGGCCCGUCGGAAUGAUUUGAGAUGAAGAGUGUACCAACGUUCUGGACAACCAACCCUCCUCAGCAAACUUCAGCCCCAUUUGGCUCUGCUUGGACCAAGUUAAAUGUUUGUGGGGGUUCCGCCUGGCUCAGUUCGCAUGGUCGUGCAGAUCCAAGGCAGGGUCCCCUAAUGGGCGGAACAGAUGAAUCAGAGACCACAUACAGGACAUGCAGAUUUGAAGCUGGCACAGCUGUGUUCUGAUCUUCAGCCCCUAAUUUAUCCCAGGGCUGGGAUCCCGUCUCACCUCAACAACUCUCACUGCCUCUGUACUGAACCCUGUGGCUUGGACCCCAUUAGUCUGGCCUGAUCACUGACAGCAGCUGCUGAGCCCAGAGCUUCUGUGGCAGCAGGAUCACUAGGGUGGACUUGCCUUUGGGGACAACUUUCAGUCCAUGCCCAACUGGUGCAGAGAAUGACAGCAGCAAGCUGGUAUCACCGGGACAUCAGUCGUGUUGUGGCUGAGGAUUUGUUGGCCAAAGCUGGGAAGGAUGGGUGCUUCCUGGUGCGAGACAGCGAGUCCGUGUCUGGGGCGUACGCCCUUUGCCUGCUGUUCCAGAGACACGUGCACACCUAUAGGAUCCUGCCCGAUGAGGAGGGGCUGCUAUCUGUGCAGACCAUACAGGGCAUCCAGGCCAAAUGCUUCCGCACCCUAACUGAUCUAAUAGGGGCCUACCAGCAGCCCAACAAUGGCCUGGUGAUCCCACUGCUCUACCCUGUGAACAGAGCAAGAGAGCCAGUGGAUGAGGACUCUGAUGGUGAAGAUGGCGGAGCCAGCCACCCUCCAAGCCUGGUGCCUCACAGUGGGAACAUCGUGGGCAGCACCAGUGGGUGGGUUAGUGCUCAGCCAAACAAGGCCCAGAUAUCUCAGCAGCUGCAGCUGAGGCUGCAGGAGCAGGUUCACAGCAGCCCGGCCAGCGAUUUCAUGGGAUUCAUGGCCGAGUACCUCAGCCACCAUCUACAGCUUGACCUGGAGGCCCUGAGGAAUGGGAACCUGCAGCUGAGACACCUGAGCACAGCCUUAGUGACCGCCUGCCGUGGGCUGCACAGUGAGAUUGACUUCACGCUGGCUGGUUUAGAGACUCUGGCCAAAGUGUUUGACCCUCCAGCUUCCCCUCGGAGCCCCGUAAGAGAGCAGGGUCUCUUGGCCAGCGAUCCAGACCUUGAACUGCUCCUCAGCAAGAUCUCCACUGUCAACCACCUGCUCUCCUCUCUAGAGAAAAAGGUGCUGAAGACACUGCAGGAGACAGUGACCAAGCACAAACUGGCUCUUCCCAGUGUGGCUGUGGCACACCCCCCUGCCGCCAAGCCCAUGGCUGUGCAGAACUUUGAGGUGAAAGUGGGCAAAACACAGAGGGCCUCCCUGACAGUGGAUGUGGAGUCUGGGACAAUGGCCAUCACAAAGAGGGGCUGCAGCUCUCCAGAGGAGACCAUCUCUCAGGACAAAAUCUUGCAGCUGAUUAAAUACCAGAGCAUGCAGAGCAAAGUGAGGCUGGUGUAUGACAGAGACCAGCACAGAAGCCUGACCAGGGACUUCAUCUUCCAGAACGCACGGAAGCGAGAGGCCUUUUGCCAACUGCUACAGCUCAUGAAGAUCCAGCAUUCCAACCUGGAUGAGCCAGACCUCAUUUCUGUGUAUGUUGGGACGUGGAACAUGGGCAGUGCUCCACCCCCCAGGUCCAUGGCUUCAUGGCUGACAUCAAGGGGGUUGGGACGGACUCAGGAUGAGACCACAGCUGGCAUCCCACAUGACAUCUAUGUUAUUGGCACCCAGGAGAACUCGUUGGGGGACCGUGAAUGGGUGGAGUUCCUGCGAGCCUCUCUGAAGACCUUGAUGUCCAUAGAUUUCCGAGUGGUUGCCUUACAGUGCCUCUGGAGCAUCAAGAUUGUGGUGCUGGUGAAACCAGAGCAUGAACGCCGGAUCAGCCAUGUGAACACGUCAAGUGUGAAAACAGGAAUUGCAAACACACUAGGUAACAAAGGGGCUGUGGGCGUCUCCUUCCUUUUCAACGGCACGUCGUUUGGGUUUGUGAACUGCCACCUGGCCUCAGGGAGCGAGAAGACACACAGGCGGAACCAGAACUACAGUGACAUUCUGCGCUCUCUGGUCCUGGGUGACAAGAGUCUCAGCAGCUUUGACCUCACCCUGCGCUUCACCCACCUCUUCUGGUUUGGAGACCUCAAUUACCGCCUUGAUAUGGAGGUCCAGGACAUCUUAGCUCAUGUGAACAAAAAGGAGUUUGAGGCCCUGCUGGCUGUGGACCAGCUCACCCUGGAGCGGGAGAAGAACAAGGUGUUCCUGCGAUUUAGUGAGGAAGACAUCUCCUUUCCCCCCACAUACCGAUACGAACGGGGCUCCCGAGACAGCUAUGUCUGGCAGAAGUUCAAAACCACAGGGGUGAGGAUCAACGUUCCCUCGUGGUGCGAUCGCAUCCUAUGGAAGUCACGCCCUGAGACUCACGUGCUCUGUAACUCGUAUGGCUGCACUGAUGACAUUGUGACCAGUGACCACUCGCCCGUCUUUGCCACGUUUGAGGUGGGAGUGACGUCUCAGUUCGUGCCUAGGAAAGCUCCUGGUUCCAGCGCUGAGUCCCUGGCCUGCAUCGAGUGGGACAGCAUCGAGGUGAUUGUGAAAACAGCCAGCCGCAGCAAGUGCUACAUUGAGUUCCAUUCCUACUGCCUGGAAGAGUCUCAGCGGAGUGGGGAGAACAGCUCCCAAAGCAGCGACAUCCCGGGCUUCCUCAAACUCAGCUGGUCAGCUAAACAGCUGCCAGUGCUGAGCCCAAUCCUGUCGGACCUGGAGUACCUGCUGGACCAGCACCUGCUCCUCAGCAUCAAGGGCAUGGACAGUUGCGAGUCAUAUGGUGAGUGCUGCAUUGCCAUGAGAUCCAUGAUUGGCAGCCUGGCCCAGCAGUUUGAGACUUUCCUCUUCCACCGGGGUGAAGAAACAGGCUCCAUGCGUGGCUGGAUGAAGGUCCGAGUCCCCAAGGACAGGCGGAGCACACGCGAGAGGCUCUACGAGUGGAUCAGCUUUGAGACCGACGAGCCGGAGUCCGACGUCCCAACCUUCUCCAAGCCAGCUCUGCACGCCGUCAGGAGCCGGCCCCUCAGUCUCCCGGAUGCAGCCAGCAGUUACACCAAUCCAGCCUAUUUCAUAUUUGAGGGGGUCCCCAACACCUGGGCACAGUGUCCCAGCCUGUCUGAGCCUCCUUACAGUCCGGCAAGUGACACGCAGGCUGACAGGCACCCAGGCCAUUCUCCAUGCCGCAGGCUGCAGAGCCUGACAGGAGCACAAGCCGCCUCCUCCUCCUCCUCCAAGGAACAGCUACAGAGAAGCCCCCACUACCCUGUGUCCGAGACCACCUCCUGUGGGCACCAGCUCAGCCUCUCCCAGAUUGGGAGGCACAAGAGGCCCAAAUCAGCCAUUCUGACGAGAGAUCCGCAGACGUCAGGUGAUUGUUCCCUCACAGCCCUGCACAUGGCCUGGUGCCUCAGUGACGUGGACACAGAGCCCCCCAAGAGAGGAAGCUGCCUGGGCCCCAGCCAGCCAGAGGGCCGGAAGAACCUGCUGCGCCACACCCGCAGCGCACUGGAGCCACCACCGCAGAGCUGCUGGGAGGGGGCAAGGUCCCAGCGGGACACUCGCCGACUCAACCGUGCCGGAGAGUGGCCCUGUGGCAGUGGUGAUCACCCCCGGAGCGUUGGCAUGUGGCUGAGUCGCUUGGGCCUGGAACAGUAUGAGGCGGGGCUGUAUGAAAAUGGCUGGGAUGAUCUGGAGUUCUUCAGAAAUAUCACUGACCAGGACCUGCUAGACGCUGGCGUGCUGAGCCCCACUCAUCGGAAGCUCAUCCAAGCCAAGCUACACGAAAGCAGCCCCAGGAGCCUGCAGCAGGGACCCAGUCUGAAACCAAACCCAUAGUGAACCUGGCAUUCAGACUCCUCCGUGCCCUUCUAAUCUCCUCUGGACAGCUUCCUGGUGCAGGGGGUUGGAGCGCUGCUGAAGGUGUUCUGUCCCUGGGACAGGGCCAAGAUCUGGGGUCACUGGCCUAAGCCUCUGGAUUGGAAAUAUCCCUGUUUCUGCCUUCCUUUGCAAUCUUCACUGUCACUCUGAUGUCAUCGUGUAUAAUUUCCCCUGGCGGUAGCUGCAGAAAUGCCCUGUGCAUCUGGAUGAGGCUCUGCCAAAGGCCUGGACCCAAAUGGAUGUUUAGCCUUGUGGUGAAACUGGCCACACCCCAAACUGUCUAGCCGGGUUCCAUGGAGGGGUGACUGGGAAUUCAGAGUAGCCAGAACGUAACAGGGGAGCCCCAGCAGCUACUGAGACUCCAGCACUAACUUUUCAUCCUUCCCUAUUUGAGCCACAGAAAGGGCCUAGCUUCACCUCUGGUGGGCAUGGAUCCUACUGCUGAGCCCUCGUUCCACUUCCCCCCCAGCAUAGAGGCAUGAUACACUCUGAGCCGGGGAGAUGGGAGCAACAGUCCAUGUGGCCACAUCGCACUGGAGCUGAGACUUUCCUUGUUGAGUCUGAUACAGCUGAUGUGGGGUGGUGACGCUACAACCUGGGCUGGCUGGGCACCUCUCCCAGUCUCUGCCCACACAGGUGCUGGAGCACUAGAUGUGGGCUGUAGCUUGGUCACAAGGGCUUGAUUUCUCUAAGGUCUGAACUGAACCGUGACACAUCCCAUGGAGGAGGGAGCCCCAGCGCUGCAGCCUCAUGGGGACUCCAAGUGCGUCGCAGGGGAGAACACUCUAGUCUAAUGCACUUAUUAUGUAUGGGCAACAGCUUCUCAGAGUCCAGCCACCCUUGGCGGCAGAGACCUGGUCCCUCUGUGAGAGAACAAGGCUGCUUGCUCUGCCCCUUAGAUGGCAGCUAGGUGUUUGCAGAGCACCCCACAGCCUCCUGUCAUGUGCCUUCAAUCACACUGUGUUUAGCUGCAGUUGCCACAUGGCGUUUUUAAUAGGCUCCAUAUUGCUGGUUUCUCAUGAGAUGCACUUUCUGUUUCAAUUAACAAUAAAACCCCAAAGCUGCGAGGAAGCGCCACAUCUAGGUCACUUCC
Molecule: messenger RNA, 7642 nt
Organism: Mauremys reevesii (Reeves's turtle)
Lineage: Eukaryota; Metazoa; Chordata; Testudines; Geoemydidae
Product: phosphatidylinositol 3,4,5-trisphosphate 5-phosphatase 2-like
Exons: 32
Coding region: 3004-6507 (1167 amino acids)
Biological process (GO): phosphatidylinositol dephosphorylation
Molecular function (GO): protein binding; phosphatase activity
Source: RefSeq, a predicted model, not a curated record